This is a messenger RNA of Zeugodacus cucurbitae (melon fly), 1417 nucleotides long. RefSeq names its product protein suppressor of variegation 3-7. Gene Ontology annotation, molecular function: DNA binding. The record is from RefSeq and is a predicted model, not a curated record. The coding region runs from base 292 to 1338 and encodes 348 amino acids. The transcript is spliced from 3 exons. NCBI's taxonomy places the organism in Eukaryota, Metazoa, Arthropoda, Insecta, Diptera, Tephritidae.
GAUCUCCUUGAGUUAAGGUAAAUAAAUUAUUUAUUUAUUCAAACUUGCGUCUGAAGGAGUUUAAAAAACUCUCAAAAAUUGUUUAAAAAUUAAAUAUACUGUGCAACACAAAGUGCUGUAAAACAUCAUUGUUUAAUACUUACUAGAAAUGAUAGUAUCUCAAUUGUAAAUAUAUGGCAACUUAUUUUCGGUUGUAUUAGAAGACGCGCACAGAUCUAACAAUAAAUACAGCAUAAUAUAAAUUUUAACUAAAUAAAAUAAUAUCUAAUAAAAAAUAAUUUAGUUUUCGGCAUGAGUUUUUCUGAUGAUUCCUCCGAUUUGGAUUGGAAAGAGUCAAAAAUGAAAACAAGCAAGUCCAUAAAACAGGAACAUCAUACAUCCCAAGGUAAACCGAAAUACGCGCAAAAGUUUUGCCAAAAGUGGCUGAACAUAUUCAAUCCAUGGCUUACACGUUGCGAAGAUGAUCCAAAUAAACCAUUUUGUCGAGCAUGUCAAUGUCGCUUAGAUUGCAACCGCUGCCACUUACAACGUCACGAACGUACUACAAAACAUAUACGCAACUUGGAAAUACUUGUAAGCAAAGGAGAAGGUGCCGCACGACAAAACCUAAGUAUACGACAAGAACGUAGCAAGUACUAUCAACAACGCAAGAAGUUUAAUUCAUCGCUUGCAUCUUCACAGGAUGCUUCAGAACUUGGUGCGGAUACGCCUGAUGAAUAUAUUGAGGAAGCAGAACAAGAAGCCGAAACUUCAUUUCAAUUUGUUCAAGCAGAAUCAGCACCAGGCGAUCAAUAUACAGAAGAAACAGUUUUAAAACAGGAAAUUACAACUGCCGAUGGCCAAACCGAUCCACUACCAGCGAAUGCCGCAUUAAAGCAAGAGAAAUUACGUGGCAGUCCGAAGAAAGCCGGUGUCAAAAAGGAACGCAUGAAACUGCUCAUGCAAAUACAAAAGGAUAAAAACGAUCUCAUGGAUUCAUUUCGUGAACUCAUGGGCGCACCGGGUCAGCAAUCACCGAAAAAAGAAAAAAAUCACGUUGAUUUGUUUUUUGAAAGCGUCAGUUCCAGUGUGAAAGCGUUAUCACCGAAACUUAUUGCCGAAACUAAAAUGCGUGUAUCACAAUUGAUCUGUGAGCUGGAAUUACGCGCACUUACUGAGAAUGAGGCCAAUAGCGCUGCAGGUGCUGCUGGUGCUGCUACGGCGGUUGUUGUGUCUUCUGAUCCCGGUGCCGUCGGUAAUGCAUUUAUUAUAAACCAACCAGUAACAACAAUGGUACAUGGAACUACAGCACAUCAUGCGACGCAAAAUAGUGGGCAUCACUACGAAGCUCUAAGUUGAAAAUAACAGUUGCCCAUAAAAUGUUGACUUUUUCGUUUCUUUGUAUGCGUAUGUUAUAAAAAAACAAAAAUAAAAACAU